AUGUAUAUCAACACAGCACCUCUAAUUCCCGUUGGAUCCUUGACAAUUGAGAAGGAUGAAGUCUGUCCGGAAUCGAAAGUCUGGGCUUCGGAGGGUCUUCCAGGUUGGAGAAGCUUUCGCUCUUUGUCAAGUGACUUGAACAUUGACGAUCACGACACUUACCUACCAAAUGAUUUGGAAGCCAAAUUGAUAAAGAUACAACGAAUCAAACCAUACUUGGACCUGUACCGAAAGUCCUGGGUGAGGCUCGAAUUCAAUGUCGAACACAAAGAUUCCGACCGAGGCACUUUGAGGGUGUACCUCCUCCCGGACGAUGCGCUGCGCCGCACUGUCGAUCGGUCAAACCGUUCUUUGCUCAGAUCCAGAGACAAAAUCCUUGAGCAGUUGAACUACUCUCAAGAAGCUUGGAACGGAAACACAAAUGCGAUAUGGGUAGACAGGCUACACGUCCGCACAUCCGUCAACUUGAACAGUGACCAGGAAGAAGGCAUGUCACUUCUUCAACUCUUUAACAACAUCCCAUCGCCUGCGCCUACAAUUGACUUGAUUGAGGAUCCAUAUAACAGAUCAGUCAUCUGCAAUCUUUUGAAUGGCACAGUUGCAGGCUUGACUUCAGCGCUGUAUCCUUACCAACGGAGGUCGGCGGCAUUGAUGUUGCAAAAAGAAGUCCAAUUGGAGCAUGUUCUCGACCCUCGAUUACUUCAGAUCCAGAACCAAGAAGGCGGAACUUGGUACUUUGACCCAGUUGCCAGUACAGUUUUGAAGGAUCCACGCUACUAUGACGGAGUUGCUGGUGGCAUUCUCGCCGAAGAGAUGGGCGCCGGUAAAACCAUUAUCUGCCUCGCACUCAUUCUUGCUACGAGAGACCUACCAGCCCAACCCCCCGAGCACUUUCGCGUUGGAGAUGGCCCGAUACGGAAGGGCUUGGCUUCUCUAGCGGACAUGGCUGCUUCCUGUGCUACAAGACACUCGGUUCCAUGGAAACCCUGGUUCAACCUUUGCAAAGCACAGUCAGGCCACGAAUACAUACGAUGUAUCAAGGCGCUCGAAGAAAACCCUGGCUAUUACUUUAUUCCGCCACCAAAGGCACGGCGAACCGCAAGACUUACUUCUGGGGCAGUUGAAUUAUCCAAGAAGCGAGUUUAUCUCAGCAAUGGCAGUAUCGUCGUAGUACCUUCCAACCUACUGGCGCAGUGGAAACAGGAGAUUAAAAAACACACUGACGGUUUGAAGGUUCUAGUAAUGGAUGGAUACAAAGACUUGCCGUCUCUCAGAGAUCUGCUCAAGUACGACAUGAUACUCUUCUCCCAGUCUCGACUAGAAGCACUGAAGAGACAAGAAGGGGGAGUUGGUGCCUCCCCGUUAUCCCAGGUUCAUUUCAAACGAUGCAUCGUUGAUGAGGGACACAGGCUUGGCAAUUCCAAAAUAAGUGGCAAGAGCGAUAUGCUGAUCGCUUUGGAAUCCCUACAUUUCUCCUCGCGGUGGAUUGUGACUGGCACCCCAUCUCAUGGUUUGUACGGAGUUGAUGCUCAAAAGAAGGCAAAGGAAUCAAACGGAGUACACCGCGAAGAUGUCGCCCCGACAGAAACCCACGUCGGUGAAAGCAACUCUGAUCUCGAGAUGGAAAAGAAAGACUUGACGAGAAUCGGUGCGAUUGCAGCGCUCUAUCUUAAAGUUCGACCCUGGGCAAAAACCUCUCUGGAAUCCGGGGAUACUACUGCGGAUUGGACGACGUAUCUGCUGCUCCCAAAGCACAAAUCAACUGGCCGAGGUCGCUGGGACAUCUUGAGAUCUACCUUGAACUCCCUCAUCAUCAGACACCGCCUCACAGAAGUUGGCGAUCUCUUGCCUCCUGUGAAUGAAAGAUUGGUCGUUUUGGAGGGUUCCUACCAAGAUAAAAUGUCCCUCAACAUCUUUUCAAUGAUGAUUAUCUUCAAUGCUGUGCAAUCUCAGCGAACCGACAUGGACUACUUCUUCCAUGCCAAACAGCGAAAAGCAUUGAUGCAGGUUGUUCAAAACCUCAAGCAAGCAAGCUUUUUUGGUGGUUCUUUCUAUUCGCAGGAGGAUAUUGUAAAAGCUGUCGAGACUGCCAAAGAGUUCCUUCGGGAAAAUAAAGUCCCCAUUAGCACUGAAGAUCGUCAACUUCUCGAGCAAGCGAUACAGUUUGGCCAUGUCGUAAUAAACAACAAGCUCAAGACACUGAGUAAUCAAUUCCAUGAGAUGCCGGUUUUCGUCAAAGGCAUGCCGAACAGUUCCAGCGCGUCUUGGUCAUUGGAUGGCGAGACGGGAGAUGGCAUGUGUAGCUCAUCAAACAUGCUGGUGGCCCUUCAGAAACUCGUCUACAAAUCAGUGUCAAAGCCUGACAAGUUCAACUCACUGCUCAACGGUCAGCUAGCCCAAGAAGGAGUCACCGAGAGAGAGCGCAUACUUGCAUCAAACGACCCAGGAAAGAACCCACAAACACUGGCUGGAAACACUAAGCUGGGAAAUGACCAGCACCCAAGCAUACGUGCUCGUGGCAUGAAGGACAUAAAGCCUGAAGCCGAAGCUAUUCUUGAUGGUGCUCUUGGGCCUCUGGAAGAAGCGAGAAUAACGGCUACUGCGUCAAUCAAGCUUUCCUAUCUUGUUGACAACAUUUUAAGAUACCAGGAAGAUGAGAAGAUACUUAUCUUCUAUGAAAACGACAAUAUUGCAUGGUACCUAGCGGGUAUGCUCGAGGUUCUCCAAAUACAACAUCUUAUCUACGCCAAAGGCUUGAGCGUACAAAGGAGAUCCCAAUAUGUCAAUACAUUCAAUCACAAUCCGAAAUUCAGGGUUCUACUGAUGGACAUCUCACAGGCAGCUUUUGGUCUGGACAUGAGAGAGGCAUCGAGAAUAUACUUUAUCAAUCCAGUGCUCAAUCCACAGGUGGAAGCGCAGGCAAUUGGUCGUGCACGUCGCAUUAGUCAGAAAAAGGCGGUUUUUGUCGAGACAUUGGUGUUGAAGAAUAGCAUAGAAGAGGUGAUAUUGGAACGAAAGCAGCACAUGACGCAGGCGGAACACCACCGGGUGCAAUCGAUUCUAGAUGUUGGUCCGAUCUACGACUGGAUCAAGAACGCGCGAAUCAACCCAAUGCCGAUGGUUGAAGGCGAACUCAGCAAAGAAGGUCAGAUGGCACAUCUCGGCACGCCUCAGUACAUCUUCAGAAGGGGAUUCGGGCGCACCAUGCACCCUGAUGAAGGGUUGGUAUUGGAUGACUCCCCCACAAAGAAGACAAACAGUGCAGGGAUGGUUCUCGGAACUCUUGAGAUGACGAACAGACUCAAGCGGACACCGCAAUCCGACAAAGUUACAGUUGGCGGGCAUCAUAAUGAAGGCGGAGCUUCGUCAAGUAACCCAAGCGAUGUUGCCACGCGUCCAUCAAAAAGAGUGCGAUUUGCCGACGGCUCAGAGGAUUGA
Molecule: messenger RNA, 3438 nt
Organism: Fusarium venenatum
Lineage: Eukaryota; Fungi; Ascomycota; Sordariomycetes; Hypocreales; Nectriaceae
Product: P-loop containing nucleoside triphosphate hydrolase protein
Biological process (GO): DNA repair
Cellular component (GO): nucleus
Molecular function (GO): ATP binding; ATP-dependent chromatin remodeler activity
Source: RefSeq, a predicted model, not a curated record